This is a messenger RNA of Ylistrum balloti, 397 nucleotides long. RefSeq lists its product as uncharacterized. The annotation marks the transcript as partial. The transcript has a single exon. NCBI's taxonomy places the organism in Eukaryota, Metazoa, Mollusca, Bivalvia, Pectinida, Pectinidae. The record is from RefSeq and is a predicted model, not a curated record.
AUGGCAAGUUUUUUUCGCCGCCGUAGGAGUUUAAUUGCCAAGAUCGUGUUGACGAUCCCUGCCCUGUGGUUUCUCGGGGUAGUUCUUAUGAAUUAUAAUGAUGUGGAUAGCAAUGGAAAUGUUCGCAAGCGACAGGCUGCCUCCGACCAUAAGGCAGUACCAGCUGACCAGUUUGGAGCUGCUAAUGGUCAUAAUGACAGACUCCAUGCUGUUGACAGAGGAGUUUUAGCACAAAAAAUUCACAAGGAUUUGGGGGGUAAUAAUCGGGGUAAUAAUUUUAUGGAAGAGGAAAAAAUACCAACACCUAUGCCAAAUAAAAUUAAAAAAAAGGAAGAAAAACCAUUAAAAUUCAUACCAAAGGAACAGAAUCGUCCAGAGGUUGACCCUAAUGCUCCAG